Messenger RNA from Etheostoma cragini (Arkansas darter), 1019 nucleotides. Its product is annotated as alpha-1-antitrypsin-like protein CM55-MS. The record is from RefSeq and is a predicted model, not a curated record. Bases 27 to 980 code for a protein of 317 amino acids. Gene Ontology annotation, molecular function: serine-type endopeptidase inhibitor activity. The transcript is spliced from 3 exons. Gene Ontology annotation, biological process: negative regulation of endopeptidase activity. Lineage: Eukaryota; Metazoa; Chordata; Actinopteri; Perciformes; Percidae.
GAACUUUUGAUCUUUUGUCCUAGUUCAUGAUGAUGAUGCAUGCAGCCGUGGGUCUCUGGGUCCUAUCAGCGGUGAUCUGCGUCGGCAGAGCCGAUCACCAUGGCGAUCACCACAUGGGUCACGGCCACGACAAGUCCAGCCAAGACACUGGAGCGGACGGCGGCGCCAACAGCGUCGCCCUGGUGAACGAAGCCAACCAAGAGUUUUCCUUCCGCCUCUACAGGAAGCUAGCAGCUCACGCUGACUCACAGGGACAGAACAUCUUCUUCUCCCCGGUUAGCGUGUCCACCGCCUUGGCCUUGUUGUCCGUGGGCGCGCAGGGGGAGACGCACCGCCAGCUUUUCAGUGGUCUGGGCUUCAACAGCUCCCUCUUGACCCAGACCGAUGUGGACCAGGCCUUCCAGACGCUCCUCCAGGGGGCCAACAACGCAUCCCAGGAGGACGCCGACGAAGGGACCGCCGUGUUCGUGGACAACCGCUUCAAGCCAAAGCCAGAGUUCCUGCAGACCCUGAAGCAGUCGUACUUCACAGAGGGGUUCAACGUGGACUUCACCAAAACCACAGAAAGUGCUGAUACCAUCAAUAAGUACGUGGGGGAGAAGACCAAGGGGAAGAUAGACAAACUGGUGGAAAGCCUGGAUCCGAACACCGUCAUGUGUCUCAUUAGCUACAUCUACUACAAAGGAAAGUGGGCGACUCAGUUUGACCCUCAGCUCACCGAGCAGGACGACUUCCACGUGGACGAGAACACAAAGGUUCGAACCGCCAUGAUGAACAUGGAGGAACGUUUUCACUCCUAUUAUGACCACGAGCUAAAGACCACGGUCCUCCAGCUGCCCUUCAACAGCUCCUACUCCAUGCUGCUGAUGUUGCCUGACGUCAUGGAAACGCUGGAGAACGCCAUCUGCCCCAACCACGUCACCAAAUGGUUGAAGGCUAUGACGAGACCCAGGUUGGAGAAUCUUGAUUUCUACUUCUAAUAUGUGGAAGGUUUGACAUUAAAUAAGGUCCUGAGCUUU